AUGGCCGAGGCGACACAAACGCUAUCACUCGUAGAUGAUGCGAUCCACGAACCCGGAGAUGAGAUGUGGAUGGGUCACUCUAUCAUUCCCCGCGAUGUUGCUUGUUGCGAGACGACCGUCAAUCUUCCUUCGUUUCCCAUCUCUAGUGCUGCAGACGGCGACAUCCGGAAGAGCGCCUUCGUAGUAAACGACUUGACCAAGCAUCCGGACCUCUCUACCAGGCCGUACGUCACUGGAUUUCCCAACGGCCGCUUCUACGCUGGUGUGCCCAUCACAACACCAUCAGGAGUUAACAUCGGUGCAUACUGCAUCCUCGACGACAAAGUCCGCGAUGGAAUCUCGGAGAAAGAUCUCAGCUUCUUGGGCGACAUGUCGCAAACUGUCGUAAACCACCUCGAGUCUGUGCGUGCUCUCUCAGAACGGCAACAAACCAAUCGCAUGGUGGCAGGUCUUGGAGAUUUUGUUCGAGGAACGUCAGGUGCCGCUCGCAAAGCGUCGCCCGCAACUAAUGUGCCUGUGAAGAACGGCGGCGUCGGAGUUCAUGAAGCUUGCUCAGUUCAGUAUCGCUCGCCCGAUGCCUUGUUGGACCCCACAAGUACUCCCGAUACGACGCCUUCACAGUCUGUAGGAGUGACCCUAUCCGCGCAGCAUGAAAACAGCUCAUCGACCGGCAACCCUCAGGUAUCUGAGAACCGCACUUUUCAUCAUCAUCAGCGAUCGAGCGACUACAACGGAGCUCCCCGUCUAACCGAUCGGAAACAUGCGUUGCUCGACCCACAUGUGCGGAGGGACACGGUAAAUACAUCGAAACAUGUUGCUUCCCCAGGAGAAAGCUUCACAAACCAUCCACAGCCUCGCCGACGUGAAGACGCUGACGACCCCAAGAGUACAUAUCAACGUGCUGCAGAAAUUCUUUGCCAAUCACUCGAACUAGACGGUGUCGCCUUCCUCGACGCCUCUGUUCGAGAAUUUGGUGGACUGAGCGAAUCACAAAAUGCGGAGUCCAAUGAGGGGAGUAACGCUGAUAGCGAUGAUUCGGCUGUCAUGUUUUCACAUUUGGACCCUACAAACGAGUCACGAACCGAACAUGCAACCGUCUGCCAGGUGCUAGGCUUUGCACAAACAACGCAAAACCAAACCAUGGGGACAAGACAUCCGACGGGCGAGCCCCCCACGAAACUAACAGAAUCGUUCUUACGCAGGCUCAUGCGUCGUAAUCCCCUUGGAAGAGUUUGGAAGUUUGAUGAAGACUUCAGAAUCUACUCCGAAGACGAUGUUUCUUCGGACGAGUCUGGGGCUGGUGUCAGUGCUGCGGGAGCACAAUCAUCAAGCAAUGAACAACGCAAAACCCAUCGUCAAGAUCGACGAAAUGAUGGAGAUAUCUUGCAGGGCGUAUUUCCCGGAUCACGUUGCAUAGCGCUCAAUGGGAUAUGGGACUACACCAAAAAACGGUGGGCGGUUGCGGGUCUCUACUGGACGUGUGACCCACUCAGAAAUAUCGCCAAAGACACGGAAAUGCAAUUCGUCGAUGCUUUCUGUGACAUCAUCGUUGCCGAAACCAAGCGUCUGGAUGUAUUGGGCACUGAUAAAGCCAAGUCAGACUUCAUCUCGACUAUAUCUCAUGAACUUCGCUCUCCACUACAUGGUAUAUUGGGUUCGUGCGAGUUACUAGCGGAACAGGCGUUGGACGAUGUAGCUACGUCCUUUGUCGAACAGAUAAACUCCUGCGGACGUACCUUGCUCGAUAUCAUCGAACAUCUUCUCGAUUUCGCAGAUCUCAAGAGCCGGCGUUUGAGGAAAGGUGCUGUGAAAAGCUCGAACAUCAGCCAGAAGCUUCUCCCACCAACCACGAGCUCUACUGCCGACGAUCUGAAAGCGCUAGACAUGAACAUAGCACUUGAUGACUUGACCGAGGACGCCGUUGUAUCCACCGUAUACUCCUUCUAUUACGGCCAAAAUGCGAAAGAUCACACUCAUCCCCCGGUCAUUCUCGACAUCGAUCGAUCUGACGGCAGGCCUUGGCAUUGCAGCUUAGCCACAGGCGGCUGGAAGCGCGUUUGCAUCAAUCUCGUCACCAAUGCACUCAAAUACACGCCUUCUGGACAUAUACGGGUCUUCCUAAAGCAAGAGCCGAAACUGGGAUCGCGGCGACGUUUUGACGCUGUGCUUACCGUUUCCGACACCGGAAAGGGCAUGUCGAAGAAGUUCCAGAGCGACCGUCUCUUCCAUGACUUUGCUCAGGAGGACACAUUGUCCGACGGUCUAGGCCUGGGUAUGCACAUAGUCUCAAGGAUAGUGUAUGCAAUGGGUGGUAGUAUCGAAGUCGUAAGCGAUCAAGAUGGGGCUGGUACCUGCUUCACUGUACGGGUGCCGCUCGAGGAUCACCCGAACAGCGAGCGUCACAUUGGGGCUUUGAAAGAAAGUAACGUCACCCCGAAGGCCUUCGAAAGCAUCAAGGUUGAUCUCGUCACGGGACUACAUCCAUCGGCCAACGUUGAAGUUAGUCCAUCGGAAACGGCUUCUGCUUUAGCCAUCUCCUCUAUCGAGAACAUCCUCACUUCACUUAGCAUACGGUCUGCGCGAUGUGGGUGGCAACGCAGCAAUUCACACGAUCUCAUGAUCGUUAUGGAAGCCGACGUCAGCGAAUGCCUUAAGACCCUCCGAAAGGAAGCAACUUCAGAUAACGGGGGUGGAAAGAGGAAGGACAACAUUGCGCCCAUCCUUGUCGUGUGCAACAACAGUCCGAGUGCACAGAUGCUUCGCGAUCAGUGGGCAACGGACAAGCUUCAACCUCAUUUGACGAUGGAGCAUAUCGCUCUGCCUUGUGGCGUGAAACAGGUGGCUCGAGCAAUGUCGUCUCUUUUGCGCCUGCACGAGAAGCGUACGAUGACAGUCUCAGAGCGGUCAAAAGCCCACGAAAAACUCAGCAAUGAUCUUCUGGCGAAUGAAGUUGCACAAAACGACGCUAAGACUGAUCAUCAACUCCAGAUACGACCUCUUGCCCCACGGUCGGCUGCAGCAAAGGUUCCUGGCAUAAGACAGUUCGGAGCUAACUCGGCGGAAAUACUGGCUGAGGUCGCAAACGUAGUCCCGGUACAACCGUCACCGGCAGAAGUCCAACUGGUACACCUGCCGAGUCACCGAGUCUUCGACCCUCAAGCGCUUUCCUUUUCACCAUCUGUCACGACGCGAAUGCCGGAACCCCCUCUGAUCAAAGUACCACUCGCUUCUGUAGUUGUGUCGGCUACGAAGAUGCCGACCUUGCUUCUUGUUGACGACAACAACGUCAAUCUUAAGCUUCUCGCUGCCUUUGCAAAGAAACACAAGUACCCUCAUCUUACUGCUCAGGACGGUCAAAUUGCUGUCGACGCAUUCGUGAACGCUCACCAAGAUGUUACAUCGCAACAAGACACUGGAGUGCACGCUAUCGGCAAGGGCGCAAUCGGCAUACCAAUCGUGAUCCUUAUGGACAUCAACAUGCCGGUUAUGGACGGUUAUGAGGCUGUUCAAAAGAUUCGAUCCUACGAGAAGAAGCAUCGUAUGGAGGCAUCGAAGAUCAUCGCAGUUACUGCGUUGCAGUCAGAGGCCGCACGGGCUGAAGCGUACGGUAGCGGCUUCAAUAUGUUUCUUAGCAAGCCGAUCAAAUUGCAAGAUCUAGCGAAGCUUAUUCCGCUUCUCUAA
This is a messenger RNA of Alternaria incomplexa, 3681 nucleotides long. RefSeq lists its product as uncharacterized. Gene Ontology annotation, molecular function: phosphorelay sensor kinase activity; histidine phosphotransfer kinase activity. Bases 1 to 3681 code for a protein of 1226 amino acids. Lineage: Eukaryota; Fungi; Ascomycota; Dothideomycetes; Pleosporales; Pleosporaceae. The transcript has a single exon. Gene Ontology annotation, biological process: phosphorelay signal transduction system; protein autophosphorylation. The record is from RefSeq and is a predicted model, not a curated record.